This is a messenger RNA of Scomber scombrus (Atlantic mackerel), 7019 nucleotides long. RefSeq names its product myotubularin 1 (gene mtm1). NCBI's taxonomy places the organism in Eukaryota, Metazoa, Chordata, Actinopteri, Scombriformes, Scombridae. Gene Ontology annotation, molecular function: phosphatidylinositol-3,5-bisphosphate 3-phosphatase activity. The record is from RefSeq and is a predicted model, not a curated record. Gene Ontology annotation, cellular component: plasma membrane. The coding region runs from base 107 to 1930 and encodes 607 amino acids. Gene Ontology annotation, biological process: mitochondrion distribution; negative regulation of autophagosome assembly; muscle cell cellular homeostasis. The transcript has 16 exons.
CACAUGACGUAGAGUAAGUUCCUGCUGUGGCUUGAGGGAAACAUAUCGACAUUCAACCACGGGAGAAUCGCACUUUGCGGCCUGUGGAAGCCCCCCUCCCUGAGUGAUGGCCUCACCAGUCUCCGUCUACAACUCCAACGCCUUGGACACUCACAUCUCCAGUACCUCCAGAGAGUCUUUAAAAAUGGAAUUGUUAGCUGAUGUGACUCUGCUGCCAGGAGAGGACAGAAUAACAGAUAAAGAAAUCAUCUACAUCUGUCCGUUCAACGGCGCUGUGAAAGGCAAAGUGUUGAUCACUAACUACAGACUCUACUUUAAAAGCUCAGAUGCUGAUGUGGCGGUGACGCUGGACGUGCCUCUGGGUGCCAUCACUCGUGUGGAGAAGAUGGGCGGGGCGUCAAGCAGAGGAGAAAACUCCUACGGCCUGGAUAUCACCUGCAAGGACAUGAGGAACUUGAGGUUUGCCUUGAAGCAGGAGGGUCACAGCAGACGAGAUAUAUUUGACACCCUCUCCAAACAAGCCUUCCCUGUCUCCCACAGUCUGCCCCUCUUUGCAUAUGUGACUCAGGAGAAGUACGAGGAAAACGGCUGGAACACCUACAAACCCAUGGAGGAGUUCAGACGACAGGGCUUACCUAACAACAAGUGGCGCAUUACAUUCAUCAAUAAGAACUAUGAGCUGUGUGACACCUACCCCACUGUGUUGGCCGUACCCUUUAACUGUAAAGAGGAGGACCUGAGAAGAGUGGCUGCCUUCAGGUCAAGAUCACGCAUACCAGUUCUAUCAUGGAUCCACAGGGAGAACCAGGCAGUAAUCGUCCGCUGCAGUCAGCCUCUGGUCGGUAUGUCUGGUAAAAGGAACAAGGACGACGAACGCUACCUGGACAUGAUCAGGGAGGCAAACGACACCACCAAACUCACCAUCUAUGAUGCUCGGCCCAGCGUCAACGCUGUGGCCAAUAAGGCCACAGGAGGAGGCUACGAAGGUGAUGAGUACCAAAACGCAGAGCUCAUAUUCCUGGAUAUCCAGAAUAUCCACGUCAUGAGGGAAUCCCUGAAGAAACUCAAAGACAUCGUCUAUCCCAAUGUGGAAGAAUCUCAUUGGCUGUCCAGCCUAGAGUCCACACACUGGCUAGAACAUGUUAAGCUGGUGUUGUCAGGAGCCAUCCAGGUAGCAGACAAGGUUUCCAGUGGAAACUCAGUGGUGGUUCACUGCAGUGACGGAUGGGACAGAACUGCUCAGCUCACCUCUCUGGCCAUGCUGAUGCUGGACAGUCACUACCGCACCCUCAGAGGGUUCCAGGUGCUAAUUGAGAAGGAAUGGAUCAGCUUUGGGCACAAGUUUGCCUCAAGGAUAGGUCAUGGUGACAAGAACCAUGCAGAUCAGGACAGAUCACCCAUCUUUGUUCAGUUCAUCGACUGUGUAUGGCAGAUGACUAAACAGUUCCCCACAGCCUUUGAGUUUAAUGAGCGCCUCCUGCUGACAAUCCUGGAUCAUCUCUACAGCUGUCGCUUUGGGACUUUCCUCUACAACUGUGAGAGUGCAAGAGACCAGCACGAGGUGAGGUCGAAGACGGUGUCUCUGUGGUCUUUGGUAAACAGUAAGAUGGACAUUUAUUUAAACCCUUUCUACACCCCGGAGUCCGGCAGGGUCCUCUACCCUGUUGCCAGCAUGCGCCACCUUGAGCUCUGGGUAACAUACUACAUCCGCUGGAACCCACGUAUACGACAACAGCAGCAGAGUCCAGUGGAGCAGCGCUACAAGGAGCUGUUGGCCCUCAGAGACGAAUACUUGAAGAAGCUGGAGGAGCUGCAGCUGUCUGACUCCGCCCCCUCUUCCCGUCUGGCUAACAGCUCCACCCCUAACACCUCCUCCUCCACCUCCCCCACACCAUCACAGCAAUACACACACCUACACACUCCCCUCUGAGGGCUGGUGACACACACACACACACACACACACACACACACACACACAUACUCUCUCAGAUAUACUUGUUGACUUGCACUUAUGUCCUCAGCACUCUGAUUUCUGUCAGUCUCACACACAGGGAAUUAAUUAGUAUUGUGCAGUCCUAACUGUGGAUAACAUAGAAUUCUAAUAAGAGUUAGAUUUGAUGGUUAACUCCUAACACCAUAGUGGUGAUGAUGGUGAUUAUGCAAUAUGUCACAGUACAGCCUUGUCACAAGACUUUUCUAUACACACACACACACACACACACACACACACACACACACACACACACACACACACACACACACACACACACACACACACACACACACACCAUACAGUGAAGCCUUAAAGACAUUUAGUGGCUUUCUUUUCUCCAAGGGCUUGAACACACAGGACAUGCAGCGUAUGUGUAUCGGCGUUCACAUACUCGCACUGAUUUUACAGGAAUACAGCAGGAAAACUCACUGUGGGUGGUUAUCUUUCAAUCAGAUCACCACAGAUGCACAUACAGAACAUAUACUAUAGAUUCAGUGAUAAACCUUGUGUCCAUGAGAGAAGUUAUUCUUUACAUUGGGAAAAGUAGCUUGACAAAAUAAUUGUUACUCAAGGUCUCACCAUUGAAAGCUCCAGAUAAUGCUAGCUGAGGUACAAUUAUUUUGUCGUAUGUGUAGUUGUCAUCCAUUAAAGGAACACUACAACUUUUUGACUGAUAUUAAUUGCAUCGCUAUGCGUCCAUUUAAAAGAGAUAUCUGGGGUGUAGCUUAGCUAGUGCUAGUUUUAGCCUCACUUCAACAAUGGGGGAACAGUUAGCUUAGCUCUGUCAAAAGGAAGUAGAUCCCAUGGCAGGUAGCGACAGUAGCUCGUCCAGGGCGCUAAUUUCUGUAUUUGUUUUUGUUUUUUUGGAAACCUUUACAAGAUUAGCACUGCUUGACCUGAAAGAUUCAGGAGUUAGCAUGACUAUAUAGAGUAGCAAAGUACAGUUGAUUAUAACAAUAAGAGUCAGGUUAGUCUUGAUCAGAACUAGUUUCUACAACAUGAAAUGUAAAGUAUUCCAGUAUGAAUGAACAAUUGGAAGAUGAUUUUUGACUUAGCUAGGCUAGUAGUUUCCCCCUGCUUCCACUAGAUGAAACUAAUGUUGGUGUCUUCAUCUUGUAUUGUUUCACAGAAAACAAGCACUUCUCCCAAAAUGUCCUUACUGUGUCCUUAAAUUAAAGUAUUUUUUCAUGGUUAAAGAACAAGUUUAAAGGUUUUGCUGAAGCCAUUCUAGUAGACAAAGAAACAUUAUCUUACUAGCAUUUUCAAUGGCUUUCUGGAGCUUUCAACCACAAACCCAAGUAAACUCCAUCCUCUAACAAAGACCCUGUGUUAAGGUUAUUUUGUCAAGCUACAUAAGAACAGAUGUUAAAAUUAGAGAAGUUGUAGUCAAGGCAGUGGCAAAUAACAUUUUUAUAGAAUUUCCAAACAGUGAAUAAUGUCUCCAAAUCCACCAACAGAUUGUUUAAAACACAACACAUUUCACAUUUUGAUGUCAGAACACUGCUAGAUGACAGAAUCUGUCUCUGUCAGUCCAGUUUAUGCCGAAGUCUCACAACACAGCCGUUGGUGUACUGUGUGAACAAUGUAAUGCUAAUCAAGACGAACAACUCUCGCUUUUCACACUUCUUCCUACUUGCUGCACUACUGCUGAGUGUUGCCCUAUCCCACGAGGCAUUGAUUAGAACUGCUGCAGAGCUCACGCAGCACAGUUGGAGGCUGGGGACCCUUUACAGUGCAUGUCCCUGUUUGACUCUAGCUAAAUGUAUAUAUCAGGUGUGUCAGAUUUGGAUGGAUUGAUGUGGAAUUUGUUGCUUAUCACCUGAGGAUGAAAGCUAGAGCGGUCUCUGUUAAGUAUAUUUUGCCACUGCUAUUAGCUAAGCUCAUCUAAGCAGUAUUUCUCAGCACUUCGUAAGCUACGGCACUGAUAGCAAAUACAGUUCUAGCUAAUAAGCAGAGUUUGAUUAGAAUUAAUCAGUAAUGUACUUACUGAAUGCAGCUUUGACACGGUUUGAUCUAUAUUUCAGGUGCUCAAGAUAGUUUAGGAAGAUGAAGUGGUGCUGGCCUCUGAUCCUGGAUCACUGCUUUUACUUUUAUGUUCUCACUUAAUACAGACCCUGCAUGGAGAAGCCAGUCCAGGUCCAUGAAAGCCUUACCAUGCCAAGAUGUUUCUAACCAGCAGAUGGUUUUUUGGGACAGUGAGCAGAAAUAAACCAAUUAGCUCUCACUUCCCCUAAAUACACUUUUUUGUAAGUCAGAUAUUUUAUCCACCCUCACUGAAAAGUCCCAGGUAAAAAAAACACAUUUGUGAUGUCAGAGCACAUGUGCCUUUUGGACAGGGUUUGUUAGCUUUUUUUCUGUCUUCCAUUUUCAUUUGCCUGUUAUCUGAUUGGUUUAGAUAAUUGGCAAAACUUGUUUCCAACCAGUCUGGUUUUCUCACUGCUCAUGUCAUAUUGGACUCCAAUGUAGAGCUGUGUCUAACAGAUUAGUUUUGUCCCCAGAUCUCAGUAUUGAAAUCAAUGAAAAGUAUGUCACCACAACUGAUGGGGAAAAUUUCAAGACCUGUGUGUAAACAUUUGGGAAUUAUCUUUAACUGUUGACAAAUACAUUGCCAUUUCCACAUAGGAAAUUCUAUGGAAGUACUUUUUCACCAGAAAAAAAACAAAACAUAGAUUAAAUGUUAGAAAUUACAAAAACAUAAAUAUUUUUGGUACUUCAAUUAUGAGAUACGAGUACACAAUUAUGGCAUUUUAAGUCAAAUAGGUAAAAUUAUUAUUACUGUUGGUAUUAUUAUGAAAAUGUUGACCUAAGAUAGAGUAUGUUAUUUUUUGGAGACAGUACUUCUUAUUUGUGUAGUUUUAAUCUCAAACCUAUGCGAUAGUACUACCUUUUAUAAUUUUGACUUUGUAAACCAAGAUUUAAGCUCUUUGUCUUGAAAAUUAGGACCCUAUAUGAUUUCGAAAGUAAUGAAAAAACACAUGAAAAUCGACCUGUCCAAAAAGCACAUGGUUUAAUAGUUAGUGUCUUUGGGUUUUGGUGUUGUCAUGGAGCUGAUGUCUACAGUGCAGUGUGCAGUCAAACUCAGGACUUCACAUGGACAGCAGUGUGAAUAAGAGGAAUGUUUGAAAAUAUUUCUUUAGGAUGACAUUGGAAUUAGGAUUUUGAAAAAUAUCUUGAUGAAAGGAUUUUGCUGCUAUCUCAAAAAGUUCCCAUUCUGGUUAAUCUGAAAAACAACGCACAAAGACAGACAAAAAUAAUGGGCAGCAUGUUUAUAAAAUGUCUAUUACAGAUGUAUGUACUGUAUCAUGCAGUCUGUCAAGUUGUUGACUGGACUGUUUAUUACAAUCAGUCUUGAGUUUUCAGUUGUCUGCCACCAUUGCCCCAUUUGUUCAUUCAGUCUAAUGAGAAAUGUCCAGUCUGACCUGUUAGAUAUAUACUCCUUAUUUAUCAGUUAUCUUGGCCAUGCCAGCUGUGGGGUCCAUCACUGAAAAACUAGAAUGAAAAAAGAAAAAAGAAAACCUGUAAAAGGAGUUCCAGACCUGGUCAUGGAAGCAGUCUACCUUUAAAACUGCAACAGUGCUGCACUGUGGCUCGGUAUCCAAUAAGGAACAGACUAUUCUGUUCAAACUAAUACAGGGUAGAUACACCUGAACGUCUACAUGGACCACCACUGUAGAUCACAUAUGUCUGACACUUUAUUUGUUACAUUUUAUUAACACCUCCUUCACAAAUGAAUAUUGAGUUACAAUACUUCAUUCCUUUCCAAGGGACUUGGACUGAUGGAUACCAAAUUUCCUCUAGUUCACUUGGACUCUUUGACACUGAAAUUGAUUCAUAAUUGUACUCUAUAGAGUUGUAAAGAGGGAGGAAGUGCUGGUUCCCAAAGUAUUUUUCCUCACUUGAAAUGACUAGUUGAAAGAUUUAUAAUGCUGUAACACAAUACUAUAGGUCAGUGGUUCCCAACUUUUUUGGCUUGUGACCAUUUAAAAAGAGGUAAUGUCUACAUAUUUCCCUCCAUCACAGGUUAAGAUAUAACUGUGGACAGUUGGGCAGAAUUCUUCUUAGGAUUUUUAGUGUCCUUAAGAGUUUAACCUUUACAAUAUUUUACAAGAGGAUGGCUAGAUAAAAGUCAGUCCUAACCCUGAACCAACAUACUGUAAUUGUGUGAAACAAUACUUACCAUUCUUACCCAGUUAAUCUUCUGGUGACCCUUCACAUUUAUCCUAGAACUCAUUCAUUGUUCAUCUUUUCUAUUGAUGAUUCAAGCAAGAGGGUUUCAUGUCCAAACAUUGAGGUGCUCCAACCAGUCAACUAACAUUUUUUAUGAGAAAAUGAAUAGGACUUUUACUUCUGGAACCCUGAACCUAAAAUAUCUUCUCCCACUUCGCUACUCUAUAGAAUCCUCAAGUCCCCCGAUAAAAUAUCUUCGUGGUCAAAGAGGAAUUUGUACAGCCAGCUCAAACCCCAACACAUUUUCCUUCACACAGUGUAAUCAACUCAUCAGGUCAUCACGAAGUUAGAAGCAAUAUUACAAGGGGAUGAUGUAUGCAGAGUGUGACAGUUUCAGUUGUGAAUGAGGUGUAAUAAGUCAUUUUUCAAAGUGUGUCAGGUCAUGUUCAGAUUUGUGCCUUGAUUCUUCUAAGAAUCACCUUCACCUCUUCAGAGUGAUGUACUCUUAAGCUUUCCUGGGUCAUGUUUGAGACUGACUGUUUUGUGGCCCUGAGCUCCAAAGGAAUAAUGCCUUGUAUGCUCUGAUUUUGGAAUAUGCCAUGUUGUUGUUUAUUGGGUGUGUGACAGUUUGAAGUGGGAAAAAGUGAGCAUUACAAUGGAAGACAGGGCAUCUACUAGGGUAUCUUUUCAUGUGUUCUAUCAAAAAUGUUCAGCUUUCAACCGUUAAGUAUUUAAAAUGAACAAUAACUAAAACUUCAAGAUUUAUAUGAGUCAGUCUAAUUAAUGUUCACAAUCUGUAGCUACAACCAGACAGAGAUGAUCACACAUGACAUUUAAUCGGAGUAAAAAAAGGCCACAA